Molecule: messenger RNA, 1719 nt
Organism: Didymosphaeria variabile
Lineage: Eukaryota; Fungi; Ascomycota; Dothideomycetes; Pleosporales; Didymosphaeriaceae
Exons: 5
Coding region: 1-1719 (572 amino acids)
Source: RefSeq, a predicted model, not a curated record
AUGGCAGGGCCUUUGAAAAUGGUGGCUCCCGGAAGCGGAGAACCAGACAUGACACUUGUGGCCGAGCUUCUAGAAGACAUACAACGACAUCCUCCAGCUGUUGCGGCGAGGACGUUGCUCGCACAACACUAUAUCUCGAUCGGUUGGUUCGACGCAGCUUCGGAUUACGUUCAGGAGUUGGAGCGUGAUGCACCAAGUGAUCCAGAGGUACCAGUCUUGAACAGAAUAUUGCUGGCAAAUAACGUCUCGCUCUUGAAGCCGAUUGAGCGAAAAGCUAACGAUGGGAAGAACUCCAACCAAGCCGUCGCAUCCAGUGUGAGCUCAGAGACCGCAAUGCCCAAAGUGUUGAACAGGCCAGCACGGAAGACAGCAAUAGCUACGAGCAGCAUGGCCACCAGCUCUGGCAACGGUUCCCGGACUGACCUGGUGGAAGGGUAUCGCGGUCUGCGCCAGAAGACGAAGAGGCUGUUCGGUGUUCUAUUGCAUCUACAGGCUCAGCACAAGCAACAUGGAACUCCACAGGCCGGGCUCUCGGUGAGGAUCCAAGCCAUCAUUCAGGGACAGACUCCAUCUGGAGCUGUAGCUGCCAGCCCGCCAGGCAAGCCCCAAGUCGUGGCGCGCGCAGUUCAAAUGCAUUCUGAGAAGGCUAUGGAAAUUGUCAUCGCUGAUCUUGAAGACAGCCUUGACUUCAUGCGGGGUCGUCCGUACGAUAUGAGUGAUGACUCAGUUCGCGAUGGACUAGUCAAGCGCAUGCGCGAUGUUGAAAAGGCAUUGCCAGAAAGCCUUAAGACUUACUGCGAACUCGGCUUCAUGCACAUCGAACAUGAGAACCUCAAGCGAAAAUACGCCAACGACCAAACCAUGCUCAUGGAGGCUAUAGCUGACAUACCUCGCCCGGAUUUCUACGUUACUGAAGACAAUUAUGCGUGGGAUCUAUCCGAGCUUGUCGAGGCUAUCACGGCGAACGGCGGCGUAAUGCGUAACCCAUUGAGCAAGGACAUGUUCACACAGAAGGACGUUCGCGGCAUCUUGACGAGCCCACACGGAAAUUCUCUGGCAGCGUUGCAAAUUACGCAGAACGAGAUGUCGCAGGGAGUGCGCCCUGAGACGAUUGUCCGGAUGGAUAAGUUGGCGGACGUUAUGCUAGCGGAACAAGAUAGAACGGCCAUGAAAAGUCGCAAGGAAAUGGAUGAAUUUCAGGCAUAUGUCGCUACUUUACCCGAGCGUGAACAAAAGACCAUAGAGUCGUUUAGAUGUCCGGCUUUCGACCGUCAUGCGGGCAAGGCUUAUGACAGCACCAUCGGACAGACUAUACGCGACGCCAAGGCCACCGAACUAUGUAUUCACAAAGCGGGUGACUUCAUCAAGCAAGCUGCAGCACGAACAACUUCAGCCACCCUCGACCUCGCCAUCAACUUCCAACGUCGUCGACUCACCACUAAAUCGGCCCAGCACGCCAUGAUCUUCCUUCGCUUCCUCUUUCCCAUACUUCUGCUCACAACUUCCGUUACCUCACGCAAGGGCUGGCAAACGACCUGGCCCACCCUCGAGACACAAGAGGGAACGCCGGCCCCCGUCCAGACUUCCGCUCCCCCGCGCAUCGUGUACACGAAGCCCAAGUUCGAGCCGCUACCCGCCGUGCAGAACCUAAGUCGAGAGCUGUGCAAGCCGUGUGUGGACUUCAUGACAAACUGCAUCGGUAAGUACUACUUGAAAUAG